This is a messenger RNA of Aspergillus fumigatus Af293, 8448 nucleotides long. RefSeq names its product glycosyltransferase family 4 protein. Gene Ontology annotation, molecular function: glycosyltransferase activity. The record is from RefSeq and is a predicted model, not a curated record. Bases 1 to 8448 code for a protein of 2815 amino acids. The transcript has 8 exons. NCBI's taxonomy places the organism in Eukaryota, Fungi, Ascomycota, Eurotiomycetes, Eurotiales, Aspergillaceae.
AUGGGGACAGAAUAUCUGGGUCUCCAUGCCAUUGGAUGGCAUGGAAUGCUCAAGACCUGGUGGGACAAAGUACUCGCCGUGCUGUUGUUGACCACCAUCGUCCUGGGCUGUCUAUACAUCCUGUUCAUUAUUGGCAAAAAGCUUCAUGCUCGCUGGAAGGGGAGACGCCAAUUAUCAACCGCCCCCGCGGCCGUCACUCGUUAUCUUGACCGCUUGAAGAGGGAAACGAAACCUCUCCGCUCGCGGAGCUCUGCAAAGUUAGAACUGAAGACAUUCGGCGUCUACCUUGGGUCGAUACCCAGCCCUCCCAGCUCCGAGCAACUGUCCAUCCUGUCGCAAUGGGACGUUGUCGUGGUCGACCCUCUUCAACAUGGCGUGCUGAGCGGCAUAUACAAUUAUUGUUCCGCCGCCCACGUCCUUGGUCGGCUGCAUGUUCCAAGUUUGGUAAACAUCGAGACAAGCAUCACAAUUGAUGAAGUGAUUCAAGGCUUGUGUGUCGUUGCCCAAACAGUCAUCUCGAACUUCACCCAUCCGCAAGCAAGGGAGUCGCCAUUUCACGGAGUCCUCCUCGCAGACUGGCGGAAGCAUUUCCAACCAGUUGUCCUCAACCAAUUGGUCCAAUACCUCAAUGGCAUUGGCCUGGACGUAUGGCUGGAGAUGUCCCCGCCUGACUAUCUCAGCGAACGUGAAUGCCGCGACAUCGAUGGAAGCCGCAUUCUCGGCAUUGUCUACCGCAACGGCACAAUAUUCCCCAACGGCAACCAGCGCGACUACUUUCAGAUGGAAAAGAUGCGGACGGUCAUGCGAGUUGUCGCUGCCCAAAAGACCAUGGGAGGCUGCACUCACGCCAUGUGGGAGACAGUCGAGGAUGACGUGGACGUCUCUCACCAUGUCCUCGGACGGACCUUCAAGUGGUGCGCUUACAACAGCGCCAUGACCUGGAUCGGUCCCUGGUCCGCUCUGACAGACGCCAACGUUGCCGCUCGUCGGACAGUAAAGAAUGAGCCCCUAGGGGCGUUGAUGUGGUUGAAGGAGGAUGUUGUACUCAAGACUCACGACAACUGGCGCUUCAAUGACAGGGUUACCGCAGUCUCAGCUGAACAUGCUGCCCGCUUCGAAGGCCUAAGGACCUUCGUACCGGACAUCCUUGAGAAAAUGGCAGUCGUGCCUCCCGCACAUCGAUCACUGGUUGACACGCGCGCGAUUCACAUCGAUGCCGUUGACUGGCCAUCGAAAAUGGACUACGCGCACAUGAAUCCCUUCUCCGUCUCCCCCGACGGUGUCGACUACACUGGUCUAGGCUGUUUUCAAAUGGGUCAUGACUGCUCUGAGAAAGACAUCAGUGACCUCCUCGAGGCGCAACGCAGCAUUCGAGACCUAGAUCUUCUCGACCGGAUCCAGGUAGAGGAGCUGCGCCGUAUGGCGGCGGACCUGCGUGCUCUCCUGAGACCGCAGAAGGCUUCCAUCCGUGCAGGUGCCAUGUCGGCCACGAUCCAAGAAUUGAUUGAUCUGCUUUCUUCUGGCAACGGUGCGGAAAAUGACAGACUUCGGAUCUGGGUCGGUUUACACUCUGGAUUCCGCACGCGCAGGGAGACCCAGGUCUGGGGCAUGUACGAGGCUGAUGCCCUCACGGGCUCGUUGGAUAUCUUCAUAUCCGGAAAGACGGUCGAUCGGACAGGCACCAUCUUGCACACGUUCCUAUCGCGUCGCAAUUUCAGCCGGUAUGAGUGCUUCAAGGCGGAAAUUGCCCUCGCUGAUGCCAGGAACACUCUGUCUCCCAAAUGGGACCUCCCUCCGCGGCUGGUGAACGACAUCGAAGACCUCAGUCCCGCAGAGGCCUUGCUUUGGAUGCAGCGGCUGACAUUGUCGACCUGCAAAGAAUCGUCCGCUUUAGUAGCCAAAGUCCGCACCUGCUGUGAAUAUCAGCUGCUGGAGGUCCCAACUCUAAGCCAGUUGCGAUCUAUGGCAUCGACGGGUUAUCUCAGCGGGGAAGUGUCGGCCAAGCAGCUUGUUGAAGGACGUCUGGCCUGGUAUCAGAGCCAGGGUUGCGCAUCCCUCGAACCCCGAAGUGCUCUGGCGCUGUUUCAAGAGAUUGACGCUCGUCUUCCUGGGGUCCUCAUCAAGGCAGACAGCACGAGUCUGGCAAAGAUAACCGAGGUUAUGGAGGCCAUUCUGCGACCCGGCCAGAUUGAUAUCAGGGCAGACUUUCUGGCCCUGUCCGUCUUCUGCGCUUUUCGUAAGCUGGCCAUGAAUGAGAUAUACCUCGAGGUUCUUGAUCGUAACCCUCGUCCGAACCUUCACCACGUGCAAACAUCUUGCUUUGCUGAAAAUUACGCAGUCGGGGCCAGAUGCGAUGCUUACAUUGACAUGACGCCCAAGGCCAUUGGCAGAAUCCUGUCCGAUCGUAUCCGCGCAUACUAUCACCAGCACCAACCACCUAGACGAGAGGAAGCCUUCACCGAGCUUCCCACUGCUUAUGCGUCUAUGGACAUCGAUCUUGAUCCCAAUGGAGGACAGGAGGACCUUCCAUUAUCUUACCGCUUUACGUUCCUUGGUAUCUUUGCGGUUCCCGCGCUGAUCGAUAUCACUCUCCUCACCACCAUCGGACGAGGCCUGUAUCUCACAACGUUCAUGAGCAACGAUGAAAAAACCUUGGCGACCACUGCACUGAUGGUUGCGUUGCUACUCUGUGGUGGCUUCGGCGGCUGGAUCAGCUCGGGAGGCAGCUACUACCUAUAUGCGAUGGCCUUUCCCGCGAUGAGCAUGUUCGUCUUAACCCGGUUCAUUGCUGGUGUAGCAGUUGUCUCUGUCGGCGGUCUCUUUGCAUUUAUUGGGAUAGGAAUUGCCAAAGGCUUUGUGUCUGGUGUUGUCUUUUCCGCAUACCUGGUGAUGCUGACGAUAUAUUUGAUGACGCUGUCUGCAUUGUCAAUCUAUCAGCUCCCGGGAUUCCAGUUCCAGUCGGGCCGCACGGUGAUUAUGAGCUGCAUUCCGAUCCUUUUCGUCUCCCCCGUCCUGACGAUUUGGCUUCAACAUGACAUAAUCAUCUAUCCCUGCGUACUCGCCGUCUUUUUGACAGUACUAUUGCUCGGUGCGAGACGUGUAAUUGCCAAGUGGAACAAUUGGUAUCUCCAUAUUCCCUGCAUCACUGAUGGGGAGGUAGUCGACUGGUACCAGAGGACGUAUCUCGCCAGUGCGUCUACUGAUGAUGCCGAUAAGGAACUGGCAUCCACUGCCCUGGCCCGACAGACAUUGUUGGCCUGCGUGCAGAAGGAACGAAAGCGUUGGUUCUGGACCAGAUCCACAGCCGACCCGUUCGUCAAGCGUCUUGCUGAGGGAUAUUCCGCGACUAUGUUCCUGCUCGUCUGGUACUGCAAAUUCUCAAGGACCAAGCUUCCUCUUGCGUACAGUCCGACGUGGAACCUGCAACUUAAAGCCGCCCUUGAUACCAUGGGAGACAUGCAAAAGGGACUCAAGUUGCAUAAUGCUUUCCUUCACUGGCGGCACACAGGGAAAGACGUCUGGGGAGGAAUUCUUUACUUCAUCAUCGCCCUCAUGGACAAGUGGACCGCCUUGUUCACCGGCGAAGGACUAGUCGGACUAUCCUCCGCGUCAAGUGAGACCUAUCGCUUAGCCGUCGGCUUCGGUCUCUGUUACUAUCUGAUAGGUGCUGUUAUCCUCGAUGGCGUCUCACAGCCGCUGUGGACGCUGGCACACCAGAGGACCCCUCAGCCAAUUCCUUCUCUCGAGUUUCUGCGAGAGGCCACACGUAACGACGCACGCGCUCGACGGGCGCUGUACUGGCGGAAUCUGCUCAAGUUCUCUUUCCUCCAUAUCUGGGCUGUUGCCGUCACUUGCGCUUUGGUCUGGUCAUUUGAAGGCUCCCGCAGUGCCACCAUCAUGUACCUCGCGUAUGUCGGUGCAUAUACAGGUCUGCUAUGGUAUCAGUAUAACCGAAUUUACACUGGAUCCCGAUCGGAUCGGGCGCUCACGGCUGGUGCGAUUGGUGGUUUCGUGGCCUGCAUCCUGCUGCGAGUCCUCCCGCGGGAGUUUGCUUACAGCGGCGUGAUCGGACUGGCAGUUGGCACCUGGACGACGGCGAUUGUGUCUUUCUUCAGGGCUGACGUUGCAUGGACCCGUGGACAGAAAUUGACCAGUCUUGAUAAGGACACGCAUGCGGUAACGUACACCUGCAGCACCUUGGAACCAGACCCUGAUUUCUCACAAUCCACACUAUCAAAUACUUUUGAAGCGAUCCGUGCUCUUCCGUCCGAGCUGCGAUACAAGUUGGAUCCUUCUCAACACCCUGGCGCGGAGGUGAUGCAGAUCCUCCUCCGUUCGAAGAGCGAGGCCACGACACCCCCCAGCUUGCAACAAGCCUUUCCCCAAUCCGAGACAAUAUUGCACCGUACAGCCGAGCUAUGGCAGUCAGGAGAAACAGUCGUCGAGCUUGUGUCAGCACGUCAUCUCAUGCUGCCGCCACAGGACCCUACCAUGCGCGCGAUCACACAAAGAGCAGGGGAUCGGCUCCACAUUUUCAUUCUGAUCAGCCUCGACCUUGUGGGGGACGAGUGGGUUGUGAACAUCCGGCGCAAUUGCCAAGCUAUCGCUGAGACUCUCGUUUACGUCACGGCUGAAAGUCGACUAGGGCUUUCGCGUGAUCAUGCAAUGCUAGCACAACUUCUGGCAGCCCAGCAUCACGACAGCGGGACGCUUGCCGUUCCCGAGGGCAUCAAGCGCCAGCUCAAAAGCUCUCCUCCUGAAAGAAAACGGGUGAUCGCCCACGCUCAGAAGACAAUGUUGCGCCAUCUGCUCCUUGGAAUGGACCCUGACAGGGAAUGGGAUCUUAUGCCUCGGCAUGUCCACGCCUUCUUGAUAGAGAGAGCAUGCGGCCAACCAACUCGUCUUUCUGCCCCCGAUGUGGAGUGGAUCCGUUGUCACCCUGGCACAGCCGACGCAGUUGAGCUGCAUUGUCUCCUUGCAAGAUCUAGCUUGAGUACUUCCCUGGCGGUACUUGUAGGCCAGUACGCCGGAGCGAUCGCUGCCCAUGACGAGGAUUUUGGACCCAGGUCCGAUUUCCGCGACUCAAGCUACGAUCAACUAAUUAUCACGGUGUCAUCCGAGAUCGAGCUCAAGAACAAGGGGUUUGCGGAGUUUAUGCGAGUCGCAGUCAUCAGGUUCCUUCAGAAGAUUCGAACCUGUAUCAAGUUCACUGUGCUCUCGUUGGUCGCAGAUCCCGAGUAUCAGCGAGAAUUGAACUAUAUCCUUCGUGGGCAGUCGCUGGUGAUCUCUUGGCCUAUCACUUGGAUUCUGACUGCGGUUUGGGCUUUCUGCAAGGCCUUGCAGGAUCUUAUCCUCCCCCUUGUUUUGUUACAUGGUCGAGACAAGGUUUCCACCCUGUACAAGAACAUGAAAGGACAGAAGACGGUGCUGGAAAAGAACCGUAUCGUCCUUGAGAGUUUGAACGGUCUCACGACUUGUUUCAUGCAUGUCGAGCCAGACGGCUGUUCUCGACUCUACCAGUACUCUGGUCGCCAUGAGCAAGAACCGAGUCAACGGCAGAACCUGGUGGCCAUCAACACCUACACGGACAAGCUCACCCUUCGCAGUCGGGAAGAGUAUGACGGCAAGGGAGCGCUGCGGAACGAGUUUGUAUAUGACUAUCCUGAGGCGUCCAAGACCAAGCUCCCCAUGCAACGGCAAUGCCUGGCUGGCGAGCUAGAGGGACAAGUCGUCCAGUACGACCAGCGUGGAUACAUCACCACCGGGUCCGCCAUGAGAGGCGUCAAUCCCGUUCAGUUCCAGUACUGGUACCGCAAGAACGCCAAGUUCGACGACGAGUUGCUCCGUGCCGAGUAUGUGUUUCCGCAUAUCAAAAUCAAGGUCGCAUGGAGUAUGCCUCCCCGGACGCGUCCGGAGCGCCUGGACAAAUGGAUCCCCUAUCCACGGGUCACCGAGGCUGUCUUCAUCCAAGACGGCGAUGUCUAUAAUGCUCAGUGGACGUAUGAUCACAAGUUCCAUCCCAUCAUUGCGACUACCCUGAACGGCGAACACAUUCCCACGCCGCCCAUGAUCUGUGACGACUGGUUCCAUGUCCUCGACAAGCCGACAGGAUGCACCUUAUUGCACGACAAUCCGCUGGUCUCGUUCUCUUCCACCAAAACAAACAUUAUUGCCCGCCUGAUGCGACUGAAUGUCAAGCAAUAUCCGAUUCCCACGUCACGUGCGCGGACGCAUCUCUGGAAAUCCUGGAAGGCCUCCAAGGAGUUUGAUGCGGUUACUACCCGGUGGCUAGACGAGAUCUUACUUCGAUCUGACCGUAUUCUGCGUCCGUACUGGAGGCGGCGUGACUGGGGCCGUCUCGAGUCCGCCGCAGACUAUCUCGACGCCCAGGUCGACACCAUUCUCGCUCGGGUGGAUAUCGAUCCCGAAAUCAGUUCGUGGACCCAACUGGCCUUUAAAAUCAGCGACCUCUACAGUUUCGGCCAAGGAGGUGACGCAAGGAUCAAUACGCGCACACUGUCAACGCAGCUGCAGGAUACCGAUAGCGAACUGCACGUUUUGGCGAUGGACACGGGCACCUGGCCCAAUGAGCCAGGAGGGGUCUCUGCAUGCCGAAGGGACAUGGUCAACGAUCUGAAGCAUAUCCGGUGGCAUAUCCUCGCGGAGGCGGCCAACGACUUUGGCGUCCCUCGAUUCCAGAUCGAACGGAAUGUGCAGUCGCUGACGGUCUUGCCGCAAUGGGGGCUGGACUUCCUCAAUCCAACACACGGUGUGUUCCAAAAUUGUUUAGAUUCCGCGGUGGUCGAGAAGUCGUACGACACCACGGUAGCAGAUAUCCGACGCAAUUUCCUCCCCAUUCUGUCUAGCAUAGUUCGGUGCUCACGAACCGACCAGCUCACCCGCUCGCAUAUCGAGGAAGCGACGCGGGCCCUGGUGGACUUGAACACGUACUUUGAGUCAUCUCGCAGUUGGAACGACGUCUGGAUGAGUGAUACUGUCAAGCAGGCGUGGAGAGAAAUGUGGCUCAGCGAAGACACGCCUGGCGCGGUUCCCGUUUCACAAUGGUUGGAAUCCGAGAAGCCCACGCUACUACAGCUUGACACGGCCUUGGACAUGUGGCAUCGCUAUCUCUUCAUCUUCUCGAUCCCCGUUCCUGAAAAAAUCCCGGAUGUGUUCCAGGUUUCCCACCAUUUCACGGGCGCUACAUACGGCGUCCUUUGCAAAGUCAAGCGUCAAUGCGCCUUGCAUGUCUGGGACCAUUGUGUCUCGUUCCGGGAGAUGACCACAUUCCUGUCAUCGGCGGUGUCCUUCGAUUCCACCUUUGUCAAUACCACUCUGAUUGGUCUGGGACAUCUGUCGUGCGUUCUGAUCCAGCAUCACGCAGAUGUUGUCCUUCCAUGUGCCGAAUACUUUAAUCCGGGAUGGGAAAUCGAACUAGGAACCUGCGAAGGUGCCCUCCAGCAUCGCCGGACCUUCCGUCGAAAGAUCGACCCCGUUGUGAACGGGAUCACGAACAUGGACAAAUAUAAGCCAAUCGAGACGAUCAAGACGGCUACCCCGACGGUGGUCAUGUUGUCACAUAUCCGAUAUGUCAAAGACAUCAAGACGGCGAUCAUGGCAACUGACCUCAUUGUCAAUAUCUGGGGCUUCAGGGACUAUCGGCUGCACAUCUACGGAGACAUGGAACGUGCGCCUGCCUACGCCUCAGAGUGUCAGGAGAUCAUCGCAUCGAAGGGCCUGCGGGAGCAUGUUGUCCUGAAAGGAUUGGGCAAUCCAUCUGUGGUCCUCCAAGACGCUUGGUUGUUCAUGAACUCGUCCAUUUCCGAAGGUCUUCCAUUAGCCAUGGGCGAGGCCGCCUUGACUGGUGUCCCCGUGGUGUGCACCGACGUCGGCGCAUCGUUCUGUGUGGUCACCGACCGUGCGACUGGGAAGAAGUUCAGCGAAGUGGUUGCGCCCAAUGACGCCAUAUCCCUUGCCAGCGCUCAGAUCAGGGUUCUGGCAUUACUGGGCCAAUGGAGCGCGUUUGCCGAGGACGAGGAGGGCUAUGUGCCCCCGACUUUAUCACUGCACCCUUCGCGCGAGGAGGUAGAACAGAUCAAGCGGCGGAUGUACGACAAGGCCGAGCAGCGUCGCAAACUCGGCAUGCUGGGUCGCUCGAACGUGUACAACAAUUUCUCGAGUGAUCGGUACCUCCGGGAACAUGAACAGAUGCUCUGGCUGGGCAAGUACCAGAGCCGCAGCUACGUUGCUCGAGGGCCGGGAUCGUCGAGCAACUCCAGCAGGUUUUUCAAGGAGAAAUGGAAGUCCUCGAUUCUGAUUGAGCAAGACGAAAUGCUUCUAACUCCAAACUCGGACACGUGGUGGGCUCCUUUCCGCCCGAAGUUGAUGCGAGGAAGUCGUUUGGGGGGCACUUUGGAAGGAAGUUCAGGAACCCAGACACCUGUUUGA